AUGGGUCGGGCACAGACAGUAACCACCACGCAAGCCAAGACAGGGAAGUUUGCGCCCAUCCGGGUUCGUUCCUUGGAGGCUCAAUUGAUGUCAAGUUCACGUCAAUAUGCACGCAUGCGCAGAGCACGAAAUCCCAAUGUCAUCUUUGGUGACUUGAAGGCAGCGCCAAGCAAUGAAGUUGACUACUUGUUGAGGCCUUUGAGUGCCACUGUAGUUGAGAUUCGAAGUGAGGAUCAUGCUGUUGUUCUGUCUCAUCCGCAACCGUGGGAUGACACCAAACCCAUCGUCUGCCAUGGGUUGGCUUUGCCUGUUAUUCAUGCUGAGGAAGACUGCCUGUGGUUGCAAGACAUUGACGCAGUGUCACGAGCGGAUGUUGUUACCCAACUUCACUGCACCGGAACAAAGGAGGACCUUGAAGCUGCAUUUGCCCAGGCUUGGAAAGCACGGUGGGAUCGACACCGGGAUGUGCCUUUUGAGCGGUGGAACGUCAUCCUGGAUUUCGCACGUAGGUUCUUGCCCCGGCGCCAGCUUCGUUGGCCGAGCAUCACUCCUGAAGAGUUAGACACUUUGUACGGCAGUAGGGCUGCGAGAUAUGCCGGGCAGGUGUGGAGCCAGCUUCUCUGGGCUGUGGAAGCAUUCAUUGAAGCGUUGGACCUUCUUUUGGAUCAGAAGAAAACUUUUGUGUGGUCCACUAGCAGCCAGGGCCGCCAGUGCCUUCGGGACCAGGGUUUUACAGUGGUUGACAGUUGCCGCAUGUUAGGAGCACAUGUCCAGACAACUCGCAAGCAUACCAAUGCUACUCAGAUGGUUCGUAUCCAUGCACUGCAGUCCAUGUGGCCUAAACUGAAGUUGUCCGCGUCGCCGUAUGAACUGAAGAUCCGUGCAAUCCGUGUUGCUGCCUGGCCUAAGGGCUUGCAUGCCAUUGCUUCCACUACGGUCUCGCUGCAAACAUUCUCCAAUUUGCGGUCUGGUGCCAUGAAAGGUUUAGCUGCUGAUGGGUCGGGAUGCAAUGCAAUGGUGCAUCUUGGUAUGGUAGAACGGCCAGCCACAGAUCUGCACUUUUGGACAGUUUUGCAUACCCUACGAAUGGUCAGGGACUGUGGUGUACCAGAAGUUGUCCAUCCUGCGUUGUGGGAGUUGGCUCGUGGGAAUCAAGAGUAUGCCACCAAUGGGAUCUCAGCUACACUGCUGACCCGUCUCCAGUUGCUGGGGUGGCACAUCCUGUCACCUACGUUGGUAGUGGAUGAUUUUGGCAGCUUUUCCCUGUUGGCCAUUUGUCUUGCGGAGCUGCAGUGGAGGAUGGAAUGGGCUUGGGUUAAGGUUGUGGCCGCCCAUGUGUCCCACAGACCUGGUUUUGCUGCUUUGGAGUGUGUUGAUCCAGUCCGCACCAGGCAAUGGCUGGCCAAGUUGAUCUUACUAGGUGCUGAUGUGAAGAUCAAUUCCCCCAAUGCUGACCUGUGGACCUUGAUUGCAGAGGACGUGAUUGCCGGGACCCAAAUCCAAAUCACGAAAGUGUUAGCACAUCGUGAUGUCUCUGCCGCGAACUCGCCUUUGGAAGAGUGGUGUUUUCUCCACAACCAGUAUGCGGAUAGAGCUGCUGCAAGGGCUAAUGAGUGCCGUGAUGCAUCUUUCUGGCCGCUGUUGGCUCGACAUGCGAGUGCGUGCAGGAGUGUUGAUGAGUGGAACACCACUAUUCAACAGGUUCUUUUGUUGGUUAGCCGGAAAGUCCUGUAUCAGGCCAGACCGUUGGAUCCCGUUGAACCAGUUCCAUCAGAGUCCCUUCCUCUGCCAAGGUGGAAACCGUUGCCUCCUUUACCAAGCCCUCCGGGGGGAGCCAUCAGAUGGUAUGGAUGUGCCAUUGUGACCAAGUUGAUGAGGUGGUUUUGGGACGCAGUUGAGUGUGAACUGGGACAGAUGGCAUGGGUAUCUAAUGCGCAGCUUUACAUGGUCUUUGCUCUGACAACUGGAGAAGCGGGCCCUGUUCACAUUCAUGGCUGGAGGGAUAGUGCAGACAUGCCGCUUCAUGCACUGAGGAGCAUUGGGUUCAAGGAGCGAGUCAGGUGGUUUGGCAAGGUCCUGCGUGAGACUCUACGACACGCUGGUGUUUAUGUGACUUCCAGAUACUGCCGACCUGCCAGUCACAUGAUUUGCAUGCACGCAAGCUGUUUCGGGGCUCCGUGGGAUCCUGGGCUACUUGAUGCCGUAGACAGAUGGAUGAUGAGAUUUUCGCGAGCUCCCUUUCGACGCCAGUCAAGGGAGCUCGACAGGUACUUCCAAGGCCUCUACUCUGCGCCAGAGGGCAAGUCUUCCUCUGCAUGUGCUGGCCGCGCUUAUUCACCCAGCGGAGAGUUCCUGGCGAUGGACUCCCCUCAGCAGGCCGAGGGUCGCUGGAGCGCCAAACUCCGCAGCACGCGGAAACCACCAGAGCCAAGCGUGAUCCAGUACAUGGUCACCCAAGCAGCUUCCAUGAAAGCUGCCGGGGAGGCCACCCUGAGCUUCAGCGCAGCAGGGAACUUCUGGGAGGCGACAAUGGAAAUGGACUUGCCAUCCAGCAUGUCAGGAGAUUUGCAGAUCAUCGCCAUGCACAGCGCGGCGAACCUUCCGACUCUAGCUGCCUCGGCGAAGUUUUCAAGGCCUCUGAUGCUUCCCUUCAAUCUCAGCUGCAGUUUCUCCAAACAAGAGGUUUUGCCCGGAGAGGAUCUCACAGUGCAGCUGCAGGCCACGACGGGCCAAGCUGGGCGCGCCUUUGUCGCCUCCCUGGACCGCUCGGCGGAGCUGCUGGGAAAGCGCGCCGCGGUGUCGCAGUCCUCAAUCCUUGCUUCAUUGCAAAGCAAAAGCGACGCAAAAGCUGCCACGCCAGUGGCAGGGAAAGCAUGGCGCCACUGUGUGCGCGGUGAUGAUCUCAUGGUGCGGAUGCCCGGGGAUGAUGGCGAAGAAGUUCCUGGAAUCCUCUUCAAUUUGGAGCUCAUCACUGCAAGCGAUGUCAGCGACAUAGUGAGAUGCUUCAGAGUGGAGAAAAAAAUCAGUGACUACGCCACCAGGAUCAACAAGGUGUGUCGCGGGAUGGCAAGCUGUGCAAAUGUUCCGAUGGAUCACCAUCGCAGACCCGCAACCCCUGCUGGACGGUGUGCCCGCCUCCCCGAGGCCGGGCGGCCACAGUCGCAAACCCGGUGCAGCUUGAGAGGGUGA
This is a messenger RNA of Cladocopium goreaui, 3189 nucleotides long. The record is from the annotation of a GenBank genome assembly. Lineage: Eukaryota; Dinophyceae; Suessiales; Symbiodiniaceae.